Messenger RNA from Pseudogymnoascus verrucosus, 2680 nucleotides. RefSeq lists its product as uncharacterized. Gene Ontology annotation, cellular component: nucleus. The transcript is spliced from 8 exons. Gene Ontology annotation, biological process: positive regulation of transcription from RNA polymerase II promoter by galactose; DNA-templated transcription. The coding region runs from base 69 to 2366 and encodes 765 amino acids. The record is from RefSeq and is a predicted model, not a curated record. NCBI's taxonomy places the organism in Eukaryota, Fungi, Ascomycota, Leotiomycetes, Thelebolales, Thelebolaceae. Gene Ontology annotation, molecular function: DNA-binding transcription factor activity, RNA polymerase II-specific; zinc ion binding; RNA polymerase II cis-regulatory region sequence-specific DNA binding.
CUUAAAUAUAUCUACUCUUUUGAAUUACACAUACUGUACACCAUUCCUAUUAUUGCCGCCUAGUCUCCAUGCAGAACGAAACCCUAUCACCGGAAAAUGAGAAUAUUUCGAGCCGUUCUCUAGAGUCUCCCCCCACUGCUCCGCCACGCAAACGCCGGAGAGUACCAUUAGCAUGCAGGUCAUGUAGAGAAAGAAAGUCGCGUUGUAAUGGACAGCGCCCUAGCUGCUCGCCAUGCCUGGAACUUGGGAUCCAUUGCAUAUAUGAGGAAGCUUCUGGAGUAUCUAGAAGCUGGCGAGGAAUAGGAUCCGCAAAUAGCAGGGCAACUAAUAGAUGCAUUAUCAGCGAUGAAGGUGGUGAGACCGCCCAGUUGAGACUGAGAGUGAUGGAAUUGGAGGCCAGGUUACGCUCAGUCUCCGUUGCAGCUCCAAUCAUUCCACCAAACGGCAAAAGCAGAGAGCAGAUCAACAACCUGCGUGCAUCGUCGACGACUAGGCAGCCAAACCUGGGCGCCAUAAAUGCUCCUGUACCCUUAACCACACCUUCGACCGACAUUGGGGAAGAAACCGACGAAGUCCCAGUCGAUACUCUUGCUACCACUACAUUCGACGACGUACCAGAAAAAACAGACCGAAAUAUUGGGAAUUUUGGCCCGACUUCAAACCACGCUUUGUUCCGUACGCUCUCUGGAAUUUUCGCGCACGUUGUGCAUAUCUUCUCUCCAUCAAAUCAGCAACAUUGUACACCAAGCUCUGCGAGGGACUACCAUAGGUUUACUCGUCGUCCUCCAUUGUUACUACCAGAGAAACGCUUGGAGAUACGUCAGGACACGCCUGAUGUUGUCGACAUUUGUGUUCUACCAGAUGGUCAAGAUGUAAUACCAUUAAUCUCCCAAUUUUCUACCACGGUGGGCAUAGUAUUGCCAUUUGUUAACACGUCGACUAUAUUAUCUGAGUACAAACGAAGGCGAGAAAAUAACCAGCAACUUCCUAGACCGAUGGAAGCGCUAGUAAACAUCAUCUGCGCAUAUACUUCCUCUACACUACAGAAUUCAAAUGCGAAAGUAUAUUACCGUCGAGCACUAGCCUUACUGGACGAGCAGACACUCCGAGGAUCAUGUCUAGAGCUAAUCCAAGCACUUCUUCUGAUUGCUAGUUUUCAACAGAACCAUCAGCUUUCCAUCGCUAGUUGGACGUUCCAUGCCGUCGCCGUCAAAGCCGCUUUCCAGUUGGGUCUUCACUCACCAAUCUACUAUAAAGACCACUCGUUCCAGGAAAGCGAACUCCGGAAAAGACUGUGGUUUGCUCUAGUUAACCAGGAUAGACAUCUGAGUAUUUCGUUAGGUCGACCUUGCAUGAUCCCGCAGCAACACAUCCAAGUAGAAGUACCACGAGAUGCAUCUUUGAUUCUGCAGACUAUGCCCAUGACAAUGCCAGAACAGAUCGAUAGCUUGCUUUAUUUUAAUCGAGUAAUAUCGUUGGAUACUGUUAAAAUCUCGAUAAUUGACAACCUAUAUAACCACAAUAUUGAUUCAGAGUCCCUACCUCUUCACGAGCUACUCAUCAAAAGACUUCAGCUUUCAUGGCAGCUAGAGCAAUGGCGGCAAAAUACUGCUUCGUUUUGCGACAUCCUCUCUGAAAUCGAUUUAUGCCAGCAGUCUAGAGUACCAAACGUCACGAACAGACUUCAAGUGUUACUUUCCAUCCAAUACUAUAGUGUCACACUGCUCAUCAACGGGCCCGUGCUAACAAAAUUCUUAAGUGAAGCGGUCAAUAAAAAACAUAGUCCUAGAGACAAGACUAUGCUAAUAGAUAGUAUUAUGCCAGUGAUUAAGAGCGAAAUCAAAACUGCGAGAGAGCUCUUAAUAAUCAUUGACGGAGCAACUGCCUGUGGAGAAAGUUUCUUCGACUGUAACGCGGCGUGGUGGAACUGUAACUACAUCAUGUUCACUGUGAACUUACACUUAUUUGGUAUCCUUCUUGUACACAAGUGCCAUGGAGGGAUAUUAACUGCUGCGGGAGGUAUUGAGAUGGUAGAGGUGAGGUCAUCUCUCGACCGCGGCUUAAAGAUUCUACAGACUUUCGAGAGAAUUAGUUUAAUGAGUCGAAAAGCUCGUCACUGCAUAUUGGGGUUCUUGAGGGUUUUUGACUCCCUAGAAUCCGAUCUGCCGCCCACAAUACCCGGUAGCAACGCCCAGGCCGAAGUACCCGCAACACCAGAGAUAUUAGAUCCGUCUUGGAUAAUUGCCAAUGACACUAAUUCGAUGCCGCAGAAUCUCUUCUCACAGUAUGUUGCACAAUCGGCCGAUGAUUUUCUCUUUCAGUGCAGUGAUGCUGCCCUCUUGGAUGGAGAUCUGAAUUUUCUCUAGAGGGUUUGUCCUAGAGAAAUUGAUCCGGACCUGUUGUCUCAGCCGGCUCAGAGCAAUUUAGAGAAGGUCAUCGAACCUAAAUUAGGAAUGUCGAGUUCAGCUCUGAAAGAUGGGCGUUGUUGUCCAUUCUUAGAGAAACAAUCAGUAUUAGAGUAUCUCGAAUCUCGAAGAGUGGACGGGUUAAAUAGAUUGUUGGUGGUUGAGGCUGUAUCUUGAGUAACCAGUCCACACUUGCUUGCGUCUUGGUCCUUAAUGCUAGCAAAGAGAUUACUCGAGGCAACCCUAGCUUUAGCUUCGUCGUCGCUUUCAUCGUC